Molecule: messenger RNA, 1194 nt
Organism: Brugia malayi
Lineage: Eukaryota; Metazoa; Nematoda; Chromadorea; Rhabditida; Onchocercidae
Exons: 8
Coding region: 1-1194 (397 amino acids)
Biological process (GO): RNA processing
Molecular function (GO): ribonuclease III activity
Source: RefSeq, a predicted model, not a curated record
AUGAUAUCACUAAUAUCAUCAUUGUUAUCUGUUACAAAAAGGCCAGUGUUAUCAAUAUUUUGUCGAUUUAUCCGAGCAAGAUGGGAAAGGCCAUAUUUAAAAGAUUUAUAUCAUCGACGAAUGUUAGCUGGAGCUGAACCUUUAUUAAGUCGAUCUGCAUAUCCUAAUUGGAAUUACGAUUCUGAAAUUUAUGCAUUUGGCCAUCGAAUUGAUGCUCCAGAAACGGAUAAGGAUGUGCUAAUACGAGCACUAACCGAUAGUUCCUUCUACCAACGAGCUGAUAUAGCGGAGGAAUCAUCGAAUGCUCAGCCGAGCAAACAAGAAAGUUAUGAAAUAAAGGAGCAUAACAAACAACUUAUUCAACUUGGGAAUGAACUUUUAUGGAAGAGUACCUGUGCAUACUUGCGAUACGGCCUGCUUAAUGCUCCAGAGGAACUCAUCAUUAGUUUAGCUUUGAAACUAACUGCUGAUGAACAGAUCGCUAAUUUGGCUACUUAUUUGGGUAUCAAUAAUUUGAUCCGUACUGCCGAAUUCCCACCGUCGAACGUUUCUUUAUGUAAUGCUUUUAAAGCUCUUAUCGCAGCAUUACCAUAUGAAAGAGCCAUUGCUUUAAUCCGAAAUGUAGUUAUGGCACAACUGGUUGAUUUGGAUAUCGAGGAGGUGUUCCCAUUAGCGGAACCACUUGCAGUACUUCGGUGUUUUAUGUCUUCCAGAAGUGGUAUGGAAAUAGAACCCCGUUUGUUGCGUUCUGCCGGUGAAAUUAGUGCUGAACCAGUAUUUAUUGCUGGAAUCUAUGCUAAUAAAAAACUUAUUGGACAAGGUCCUGGUGAAACGAUAUCUAUAGCAGUCGAUAUGGCCGCUAUGGAUGCAUUGAUGCGAUGUUGGGGAGUUACAGCAGAUAAGAAGUUUCCAUUUAAUGAGCUUGAUUCGCUCAAUAAUCUUGAUUCUUUCAAUAAAUCGCAUUAUUCUCUGCAAGAUAUUUGUGGUCCUAGCCUAAUAUUAAAAUUUGUUGAUUUGGAGAAAGAGCAAGAACCGAUCAACGUGAAAGAAGUGGCUUUGAGGUACAAGAAAGAAAUUGAAGCUGUAGUUGGUAUUCCAUUGCGACGACGAUUACGACAUAAAUUUUCGCGUGGGACGUUUGGUAAACGAAGUUUUCGUUAUAUCAACAAACCCAAAAUUUAUCAGAUAUGUUGA